Molecule: messenger RNA, 1965 nt
Organism: Glarea lozoyensis ATCC 20868
Lineage: Eukaryota; Fungi; Ascomycota; Leotiomycetes; Helotiales; Helotiaceae
Exons: 2
Coding region: 1-1965 (654 amino acids)
Source: RefSeq, a predicted model, not a curated record
AUGGCAUCUUCACACUUGGUUAGACCGCCCAGUAGGACUGGAACAGCAAAUGGAAGCGAGCAUCUGGGACAUCCAAGAGGAGCUGCCUUUGAUGCCCUACGCUCCUUGUCUGCGUCGCCCACUCCUCCUCCACCCCCAGGGCCUUCGUCGCGAUCAUCUCCGAAGCCACAGAACAGGGGGAAUGCAGUUGGCAACACACUUCAUACUGGUCUUGCCGGAAAGAUUUGUGUACUUCGAGCGGAUGCUCUUUCACACCAGGCAGAUUUGGUGGUCUGUCCAGCCGAUCAGGGCCUCUCUUCAAACUGGAAUGAUGUUACUCAACGAAUACGUGAAGCCGCAGGCCCUAUGUUGAGAGCGACUCUUGACGACCGAUAUCCCCAAGGGCUUCAAACCCCACCGACUGAAUUGGCAGACACGAAUGAUGUGAACUCGCCGCUAAAGUCUUACUUUGGUACAGUAAAGCAUACGGACAGUUUUGAAAUGUCCAAUUGUGACUGGCUCGUACACAGUUGCCAACCGUUAUACUCAUCUGAUUCGAAUGUGGAAAGCGAUGACCCCGAGGCAUACAACUAUUCGCAAAUCGGAAUAAGAAACAACAGAAAAUACUGCAGUGUUAUGCUUGCGCUGAAAAGAGCACACAGAGUUUCAGUGGAAAAUCGCUCACGUAUGUUUACAGUUGCAAUUCCAGAAUUUCAGCAUGGUGGUCAAAUCACUCCACGAGACGAUGCUGUUUUGACCCUAAGCGCAUUAGUCAACUUCUUCAAUCAUCCAAUUUGGGGAGCUAGAAGGUACAACGCGAUAUUUCGUGUUGAUAUUCUUGUUGAACCCGGGAAAGCUGGAGAUGCAUAUGCCAAUGCGUAUGACUUUGCGUGGUUUGCAAUGAGAAUGAAUCUGGAGGAGAAAACCGGAACUCCUAACCCAAAGAAUGGAUUCCUGGGAAAGCCGUACCCGAUUGAGCAUCCUCAGCUACCAAUUAUCGAUCCGACGGCGAGCUAUUAUGCUAUGACAACUCGACAUAGUGUUGAUAUGGGUAGAAUGUCAUCGUUCAAUGUCUCCACGGACUUGGAUGUAAAACAGACGGAAGUUCACAAAAAAGAGGAAAUGAAACAUUAUGCUGGACACGAUGCCGACCCAAGUCAAAGGGAAAAUUGCUAUGACAGUACAGGAAGUCAAAAUUCAACCACCACAUUUCCUGUCCUUGCAGCCCUCACGUAUAUUACAAAGCAGCGGCGCCUGAGCUCACUUUCUCCCACCGCAGAAAUAGCACAAAGAUAUCGAAGCCCAUGCCCAUCACCAGAAACUCCGCGACAAGACAGAACGUUUACAAAUCAACAUCAACAACCAAUCACCGCGCAUAAUCCACCAAUUGCCACACCAAAAAAGUUGUUAUCACCACCACCCGGCUUUGCCCUCACGCCCAAGGAAGAGCCAGGUGUCACAUCUCGCUUCAGCUCUACUAGUACAAUUGUCCCUACUCUAACAAUUGAGAUCACGCCUCCGACGAAUUUAGAUAUUUUUCCAAGCAGAUCUCCGUCCCCGACUAUUGAACCUACGAAACUGCACUCACCGGUGGAAAUCGAAUAUGAUAUCAGGAAAAUCAAGAACUCUCGUGCUUCCUAUGAUGAGAUUCUAGUUGUGAAGACUCCGACUACGCCUUUUGCGAUGUCUCAGAUGAUGGCUAGCCAAUCUAACCAAUCUCACCAUAUCGAUAACAUUGAAGUACAGGAUGUAAACGUCGACUUCAGUGAUGGGUUCGUUGCUCAGAAUGUGCUGGAUGACGAUGAAUAUAGAUUUGAGGAGCCCAUCUUAGCACAACCUUCGGCUAGAAGCUCAAGGAAGAUGACGAGGGACUUACGAGCGCUGAAUGAUUUGAAUGGAGGGUUUGACGGACCUUAUUGGCAGAAUAAGCGGAUGAGGAAGAGAAAACGAGGGCCGGAAGAAGGAGGGUUUACGAGUGUUAAUUGA